Molecule: messenger RNA, 3674 nt
Organism: Doryrhamphus excisus (bluestripe pipefish)
Lineage: Eukaryota; Metazoa; Chordata; Actinopteri; Syngnathiformes; Syngnathidae
Gene: npnta
Product: nephronectin a
Cellular component (GO): membrane
Molecular function (GO): calcium ion binding
Source: RefSeq, a predicted model, not a curated record
CCCCGCUUUAUAAGGUGUGACUGAGUGGCGGCGGAGUGAACUUGUGAGGAAGAGGAGGGCGAGAGAGGGAGCUGUGCUCUCUUUCCCUCGCCGUAACACCACACAGCACUUCACCACCCCACCAUCCGCCUUUUGGAUAUAAGACUCUUUUUAUUUUUUGCUGCACCAGCAAGGAGGACGCUGUUUUUGGGUUUUCCAUUCCUGUGGACUAGUAAGCCGUCAUGGACUCCUGGAUAAAGUUCAUCUUGUUCUCCGGCUUGUGGUUCACACCGGGAGCGGAGUUUGACGGCAGGUCGGCAAGGCAGAUGGCGUCGUCCAACGGGCUGUGUCGAUAUGGCACCAGGGUGGACUGCUGCUGGGGAUGGACACGCCAGUCAUGGGGGCACUGCCAGCCUUCCAUCUCCUUAAUUCGCAGGCUAGUCGGGAUAAGGUGCCCCAAGCCCCAAGCGCUGUGCCAGCCAGGCUGUAAACACGGAGACUGCGUGGGACCAAACAAGUGCAAAUGUCACGCCGGUUACACGGGGAAGACCUGCAAUCAAGACCUGAACGAGUGCGGACUCAAACCCCGGCCCUGUAAACACCGGUGCAUGAACACCCAGGGCAGCUACAAGUGCUACUGUCUAAACGGCUACAUGCUGAUGCCUGACGGGACAUGUGGAAACCUCCGCACUUGUGGCAUGGCUAACUGCCAGUACGGCUGUGAGGUGCUGAAAGGAGAGGUCCGAUGUCAGUGUCCGUCACCGGGGCUACAGCUGGCACCGGAUGGCAGAACCUGUAUGGAUGUCGACGAGUGUGCCACCGGGCUGGCAGUCUGCCCCAGGUGCAGGAAAUGCAUCAACACCUUUGGUAGCUACAUCUGCAAGUGCCACGAUGGCUUUGACCUGCAGUACGUCAACGGGAAACACCAAUGUAUCGAUGUGAAUGAGUGCUCUUUACACCCGAGUCGCUGCAGCAGCUUCGCCACCUGCUACAACACGCGAGGCUCAUACAAGUGCAAGUGCAAAGACGGCUACAGGGGGACGGGACGCGACUGCAAACCCAUUCCCAAAGUGGUUAUCGAGCCUCCCAGACCACGCAAGCCUCCCCCCAGCCAUCACAACCACAUCCCCGGCAUCGACCACAGAAGGACCACCACCACCACCACGUUCCGCCCAGUUGUGACCCGAAGACCAGCAUUGCCCGUCGCACCCAAAACGACGACCACCACCACCACAAUCCGCCCAGUUGUGACCCAAAGGCCAGCGUUGCCCGUCGCGCCAAAAACAAACACCACCUCACGCCGCCCAGUGGUGACCCAAAAGCCAGCCUUGCCCAAGAGCACCCCAAGAGCAACGACCGUUACUACAUCAACAACGACAAAGCCGGCCACCACUACCAAAGCAACGCCAACUACCAGGAGGCCGCCUGCUCCCACGCGCAAGCCAGAACAUGGGGACAACAGCAUCAACUGGAUCACCAAUAAGCAUCAUCGAGGAGACGUCUACAUCCCACGUGUCCGCCCGGAGGACAUGCUGCAGGAGUAUGAGGUCUUGCUUGGUGAUGAGGAUGAUGAACUCAACGAUGAUGCAGAUUCAGGCUUCCUGAGCUGCUCCUUUGACGAUGGCCUUUGUGGCUGGAUCAGGGAUGAAGGCGGAGAUGUGCACUGGGAGACGACGCCUGACCCUGCAGGCGGUCGCUACCUCACUAUACCGGAAGUGAGCAACAAGAGGACAGGAAGGGGGGCGAGGCUCGUCAUCCCGUUGGCCCCUCCCUGGAACGAGGGCAACCUGUGCCUGUCAUUCCGCCACAAGCUAGCGGGCCACCAUGUCGGCAUGUUGCAAGUGUUUGUGAAGAAGGGGACGCAGUACAAUCCAUCCGUGUGGGAGAGCACGGGGGGAAACCGCUGGAGGCACACCCAGAUAACACUGUGGGGGAAAGGCCUGGAGAGCGUGGUGCUGAAAGGCGAGCGUGGGCGGGGUAGAAGCGGCGAGAUGGCGGUGGACGACAUCUCCCUGAGCAAAGGCUCCUGCACGGACGAGUUUCUGACCCCAGAGAGGAAAAGAAAAUCAUCUCAAUGAGACAAUGGGACUUUUGUUUUCACCUGGCUGACGCCCCCGUGCUGCCGACCCAGUGAACAGCACACGUGCGCUCGUCUCGAGACAAAGACUGAACUCAGCAUCAGCAUCGUCCUAUGGGGACGCCUGCAUCCAUGUGGUUACCAUGGAAAUGUUCUGCACCUACAACACUCCUCGCUAGGGUUAUAUCAGUGAUGGCCACUGGGGGUUUCAUUCACUUCCUGCUCUGAUCAGCUAAACAUGACAGCAAGGUCCCAACAACAAGAAAGGCAUGGUCAAUGAGUAAUUUGGGCAAACAAUACAUACAUGGAAUAUCAAUUUACAAGAAGUACAACAUUAUAAGUAAAGAAAGAUGUGUAUAUUUAUGAUAAAACAUGAUUUAAAUAAAAUAGAAUUAAUAAUUACAAUACAACGCAUCAUCGUGAGAACAAGGAUUGAACUGCAGCAACCGAAGAUAUGAUAUGAGAACAAAGAUAGCAUUUCACAAGGAAAAAAAAGUCGUUAAAAAUUGAAUACAAAUUUACAAUUUUUUAAUUUAAUUUUAUUUUAAAAUUAAAUUAAAAAUUUAUUUUUUUUAUUUAAUUUUAUUUUAAAAUUAAAUACAAAAUGUACAUUUUUUUAAUUUAAUUUUAAUUUUUAAUUGCUGUAGAUUAAAUCAGAAGAAGUAGUAAUAUUCCAAGUACAACGUAUAUUUAUGACGACACUUGAGCCUUUAAGUUGGGCGAUAGCUGGACUAAAGUUGUAAUUUUUACGAUAAAUAGAAACAUGAGAAGUAGCAUGAGAUUUUAAGACACAAAAGUUAAGCGGUACCUGGAAUAAAGUUGUAUAUUUACGAUACAUUUUACAAAAAAAGUAGUUAGAUUUUUUUUUUUUCAUUGCGGCUACAUCACUAUUUCAUCUUGGUAGAAUGUUGGUACAAAAACAUCAAAAUAUAUCACCUUUUUUCUCGUAAAAUUAUGACAUCACGCUUGAAAAAAUUUUAAAUGCUACUUUUUCCCCUUAUAAUUUCAACCAAGUUUAUUUAGUAAAAAGGGGUUUUAACUGUUGCAGACUGUACUGGUGCAUCAUUAAAUAGUGCAGCUUUCCUUCUUGGUAAAAGAUUGUUUUUAAUCACAAUUUCUGUUCUCGCUAUUGUCUGAAAUAAUCCAAGGUUUUAUAACGCUUGUUUAUCAAGCACCAUUUGUCAUCCGGUUACCACUCUGCAGGUUUUAUAAACUGUAUUACACAGUUGUCUAAUAAAAAGCACCUACCUCCACGUUUGGCGAGGUUUAUCAGCUAAAAAAAAACACUCUGAAAAUGUGGCGAUACGUGGUUUUGUGUUGACAAUGACUGUAAAUGUAUUUGUGUGUACAUACUCUAAUGUGUGUUUUCCAGAUUCUUACCUGUUAAAUAACAAAAUAAUAUCAAAACAUUCAUGAAUAGAGGGGUUUUGUGUGCUUAAAAACUGUAAAGCACAUGUAUGAUGUGACUAUGAGGACGAAGGGCACCAGAUGAUGGUGUUUUGACAUUUAUUGAUGAUCUGCAUGAAGACAUUCACCAUAUUCAAAUUACCAUAGAUGCAGAAUGUAAAUAAAAUAUGUUUGACACACACACACACAUAAUUAAGUCUUUUUCUUUUUU